Molecule: messenger RNA, 2680 nt
Organism: Carlito syrichta (Philippine tarsier)
Lineage: Eukaryota; Metazoa; Chordata; Mammalia; Primates; Tarsiidae
Product: zinc finger protein 841-like
Exons: 3
Coding region: 39-2621 (860 amino acids)
Biological process (GO): negative regulation of transcription by RNA polymerase II; regulation of immune system process; regulation of cytokine production
Source: RefSeq, a predicted model, not a curated record
GCCUGGACUCUGCCCAGAAAGUUUUGUACAGGGACGUGAUGUUGGAGAAUUAUAGGAACCUAGUCUCCCUGGGAAUCUCUCUUUCUGACCUGAAUAUUAUCUCCAUGUUGGAGCAAGGGAAAGAGCCCUGGACUGUCGAGAGCCAAAUGCAGAUAGCAAGAAAACCAAAUAGGGGGGAAUGGAUCAAAGGAGUUAACUCAGAUAUCUCUCCUAAAUGUGUGAUCAAAGAAUUACCAACAAUAGAGAACAGAGAUGCAGUAGAAACAUUCCAGACAGUGAUGUUGGAAAGACAUGAAAGCCAUGACACUGAAAAUUUUUACUUCAGGAAAACCCAGAAAAAUAUACAUGAUUUUGAGUUUCAAUGGAGAAAUAGUGAAAGAAAUUACAAAGGAGUGCCUGUGACUCAUCAAAACAAUCUCCCUCACAAAAGAAAUCGACAUUAUCAAGGGGAUGCAGAAAAUAAGCCUAUUGGAAAUCAACUUAGAUUAAGCUUUCAGUCACAUCUGGCUGAACUGCAGAAAUUUCAAACUGAAGGGAAAAUGUAUGAAUGUAAUCAAAUUGAGAAGACAAUUAACAAUGGUUCCUCGAUUUUACCACUUCAAGGAUUGCUUCCUAGUGUCCAAACUAACGUUUCUAGGAAAUAUGGGAAUGCUUUGCAUCCCUUGUUACUCAGACAAGACCAGAAAGCAUGCAUUAGGGAAAAACCUUAUAAAUGUAAUGAAUGUGGGAAGACCUUUAGAGUGUCUUCAAGCCUUACCAACCAUCAGGUAAUCCAUACUACAGAGAAACCUUACAAAUGCAAUGAGUGUGGCAAAGCUUUUCAUCGGGCCUCACUCCUCACUGUACAUCAGAUAAUCCAUACAGGAGAGAAACCAUAUCAAUGUGAUGUAUGUGACAAGGCCUUUAGUCAAAAUUCAAAUCUUGUAAAUCACUGGAGAAUUCAUACUGGAGAGAAACCAUACAAAUGUAAUGAAUGUGGCAAGUCCUUUAUUCAAAGUUCCAGCCUUGUAAUUCAUCAGAGAAUUCAUACUGGAGAGAAACCUUACAAAUGUAAUGAGUGUGGCAAAGCCUUUCGACGGGGCUCAUACCUCACUACACAUCAGAUAAUCCAUACAGGAAAGAAACCAUUUAAAUGUGAUGUGUGUGCUAAGGUCUUUAGUCAAGCCUCACAUCUUGCAAAGCAUCGGAGAAUUCACACUGGAGAGAAACCAUACAAGUGUAAUGAAUGUGACAAGGUCUUCAGUCAAAAUUCAUAUCUUGCAAGACAUCGGAGAAUUCACACUGGAGAGAAACCUUACAAAUGUAAUGAGUGUGGCAAAGCCUUUAACAUGGGCUCAUUACUCACUAGACAUCAGAUAAUUCAUACCAGAGAGAAACGUUACAAAUGUCAUGAAUGUGGCAAGGUCUUUAGUCACAACUCAUCCCUAGCACGCCAUCGGGGAAUUCAUACCGGAGAAGAAAAACCUUACAAAUGCAAUGAAUGUGGCAAAGCUUUUAAUUGGUGGUCACUUCUCUCUAGACAUCAGAUAAUCCAUGUCAGAGAGAAACCAUAUAAAUGUGAUGUAUGUGACAAGGUGUUCAGUGAAAGUUCACGACUUGUAAGACAUCUAAGAAUUCAUACUGGGGAGAAACCUUACAAAUGUAAUGAGUGUGGCAAGGUCUUCAGUUACAGUGCAAACCUUUCGAUUCAUAGGAGAAUUCAUACUGGAGAGAAACCUUUUAAAUGUAAUGAAUGUGGCAAGGUCUUCAGUUACUACUCGUGCCUGGCACGACACCGUAGAAGUCAUACUGGAGAGAAACCUUACAAGUGUAAUGAGUGUGGCAAAGCAUAUAGUGAGCGUUCAAGCCUCAGCAAACAUCAGAUAAUUCAUAUUGGAGCAGAACCUUCCAAUUGUAAUGAAUUUGGCAAGGCUUUUAUCCAAAGUUCUAAACUUGUAAGAUAUCACAGAAAUCCUACAGGGGAGAAACCACACAAAUGUAGUGAAUGUGCUAAAGCUUUUAUACAUAGGGCAAGCUUGGUGUACCAUCAGAGAAGACAUACUGGAGAGAUGCCAUACAAAUGUGUUGAAUGUAGCAGGGUCUUCAAUUCUGCUUCUAACCUUGCAAGUCACCGGAGAAUUCAUACUGGAGAGAAACCUUACAAAUGUAAUGAAUGUGGCAAGGUGUUCCGUCAUCGCUCGCCACUAGCACGUCAUCGGAGUAUUCAUACUGGAGAGAAACCUUACAAAUGUAAUGAGUGUGGCAAAGCCUUUAGAGUGCGCUCAAUCCUAGUUAAUCAUCAGGUAGUGCAUACUGGAGAGAAACCUUAUAAAUGUAAUGAAUGUGGUAAAACUUUUAUCCAAAGGUCAAAGCUUGUAUACCAUCAGAGAUGUCAUACUGGAGAGAAGCCAUACAAGUGUACUGAAUGUGGCAAGGCCUUUGGGCAGUGGUCUUGCCUCAACAGGCACCAAAGAAUUCAUUCUGGAGAAAAACCUUAUAAAUGUAAUGAGUGUGGCAAAUCUUUUAUUAGUCGCUCAGGACUUACUAAACACCAGACAAAACAUACUGGAAAGAACCUUACAAAUACACUGAAUGUGGCAAGGCCUUUAGACAUUGUUGUGACUGCUUCGCUCGCCAAAUGAUACUUACAUAUGCAGUGCACACCGCAUAGUUUCAAACUAGUGUUCAGCAGAUGUAAAAA